AGAUCUCAGAAGAAAAACAGUUUUUGUAGCUAAACAUGGCAGGUCUCAAGUCUCUGGUGUAUCUGAGCUCGCAAGCUGCAUUGCUUGUCUUGCUCAUAGCAGUUGCCGCGCAGACCCAGAUGGCCACCUCACAGAGCUGCGCCUCCGAGCUCAACAACCUCAACGUGUGCGCCCCGUUUGUGGUGCCUGGUACUAAUAGCGCCAGCCCUAGUGCCGAGUGCUGCAAUGCUCUCCAGUCUGUGGACCACGGCUGUUUUUGCAACACCAUUAGGAUUUCAGCUCGCUUGCCUUCACAGUGCAAUCUCCCACCUCUGGACUGUGCUAAUUGAUCAUAAGGAAUCAAUGCAGCAAGUCCAGGGGAGGGAAGUGAAUAAUAAAAUUAUGUCAGAAGUUUACCCC
Messenger RNA from Mangifera indica (mango), 399 nucleotides. RefSeq names its product stamen-specific protein FIL1-like. Bases 36 to 329 code for a protein of 97 amino acids. The record is from RefSeq and is a predicted model, not a curated record. The transcript has 2 exons. Lineage: Eukaryota; Viridiplantae; Streptophyta; Magnoliopsida; Sapindales; Anacardiaceae.